ACUUUGCCAGUUGUAAUUGGCUUUCGAAGCAGAACCAUGCUCUGACGGAUGGCAUGAUGGAAAAAAGAGGCUAUUACAUCUUUACCAAAUUUUCUAGAAUUCCUUGGAAUGCUGGAUUUUUAGAGAAGUCCCUGAGGCUUGCAGAGUCCCUUGUAGUUGUCCACUUCUGGGCACCGUGGGCUCCUCAGUGUGCUCAGAUGAACGAGGUUAUGGCGGCGCUAGCGAAGGAACACACGCAGGUUACCUUUGUGAAGCUGGAAGCUGAAGCUGUGCCUGAAGUGUCUGAAAAAUAUGGCAUUAGCUCUGUUCCAACGUUCUUGUUCUUUAAGAAUUCCCAGAAAAUUGACAGAUUAGACGGUGCCCACGCCCCGGAGCUGACCAAGAAGGUGCAGCGCCACGCGUCCAGCAGUUCUGUGUCUGCCGGCCCCAACGACGGCGCCAAAGAAGACCUGAACGCGCGGCUGAAGAAGCUCGUCACCGCCGCCCCUUGCAUGCUGUUCAUGAAGGGGUCUCCAAGAGAGCCUCGCUGUGGUUUCAGCAAGCAAAUGGUGGAGAUCCUGAACAAACAUGGUAUUUCAUUUAGCAGUUUUGAUAUCUUUUCUGAUGAAGAGGUUCGUCAGGGGCUGAAAACGUAUUCUAAUUGGCCAACUUAUCCACAGCUGUAUGUAGACGGAGAGCUUAUAGGUGGACUUGAUAUUAUCAAGGAACUUGAGGCCUCUGGAGAACUGGACACGAUCUGUCCGAAGGCACAGAGGUUGGAGGACAGGUAUGAUGUCGUUAUUUUAAGGGGGUCUGUUUUUGAAGUUUCCU
Molecule: messenger RNA, 810 nt
Organism: Leptosomus discolor (cuckoo roller)
Lineage: Eukaryota; Metazoa; Chordata; Aves; Leptosomiformes; Leptosomidae
Source: RefSeq, a predicted model, not a curated record